Molecule: messenger RNA, 1867 nt
Organism: Hemicordylus capensis (graceful crag lizard)
Lineage: Eukaryota; Metazoa; Chordata; Lepidosauria; Squamata; Cordylidae
Gene: ASMT
Product: acetylserotonin O-methyltransferase
Exons: 8
Coding region: 136-1176 (346 amino acids)
Biological process (GO): melatonin biosynthetic process; methylation
Molecular function (GO): acetylserotonin O-methyltransferase activity
Source: RefSeq, a predicted model, not a curated record
AGAGUGCUGAAAAUAUGUCUAGAGUGGCAUUAAUACAGUUAAACUGGACUACCCAGAAUGAUCUGUGCCUACAGGCACAAGAGGCUUAUUUAAAUGAAGAAGGAAAGAGGAUUGCUCUCAGAGCAGUGAAGAAAAAUGAGCUCCACCGAAGACCUUGAAUAUCCUCGUAUCUUAAUUCAGUACCAGAAUGGAUUUUUGAUGUCAAAGGUUCUGUUUUCUGCCUGUGAGUUGGGAGUAUUUGAUCUUUUGAGAGAGUCCGGAGAGAUUUUGUCCUCAAAGGCUAUUGCUGAGAGGCUGGAGACCAGCUACCAUGGAAUGGAGAGGCUGCUUGAUGCAUGUGUGGGUUUGAAGCUCCUGAGAGUGGAAGUGAAAGAGGAAGGAGCUUUUUAUGGCAACACAGAGAUAUCCAAUCUCUACCUUGCAAAAACAAGUCCAAAGACCCAGCAUCAUAAUUUGAUGUACUACUCCAAAACCAUCUAUCUGUGCUGGCACUACUUGACUGAUGCUGUGAGGGAAGGAAAAAACCAAUAUGAGAGAGCAUUUGGCAUUUCAUCGAAAGAUGUCUUUGAAGCUCUUUACAGAUCAGAGGAAGAAAUGAUAAAAUUCAUGUAUGGCUUGAAUGAAAUUUGGAGCAUUUGUGGCAGAGAUGUGAUAGCAGCAUUUGAUCUUUCUUCAUUCACUGUGAUUUAUGACCUUGGAGGUGGUGCUGGUGCUUUGGCUCAGGAAUGUGUUUCAAUGUAUCCAAGUUGUACAGUCACCAUCUUUGACCUUCCUAAAGUAAUACAAACAGCAAAAAAGUAUUUUGUAUCUUCAGAGGAACAUCGGAUCACAUUUUAUGAAGGGGAUUUUUUUAAAGAUCCAGUUCCAGCAGCUGACCUGUAUAUUUUAGCGAGGAUCCUCCAUGACUGGGCAGAUGAGAAAUGUGUGCAGCUUCUCACAAAAGUGCAGAAGGCUUGCAGACCUGGUGGUGGAGUGCUGCUCAUUGAAACACUUCUGAAUGAAGACAAAAGCGGCCCAUUGGAAAGCCAACUCUAUUCCAUUAAUAUGCUUGUUCAGACAGAAGGAAAAGAACGUACCCCAGCAGAGUACAGCAAACUCCUCACAGCUGCUGGUUUCAAAGAAAUUGGCUUCAAGAAAACAGGAAAGCUUUAUGAUGCCAUUUUAGGAAGAAAAUAAUAUUGUCUGUGAUCCUUCAUUAUAAGAGGUGCAAUUGAAGUAAGAAUAAUUUGUUCAACUGAAAUUUAUCCAACUCACAGUUCAGGAUGGCAAUAUAACAAAAUGUUUCUGUAUUAAUUUAUUUAAUCACAGUAAAACAGUGCCUACUUAGAUUUAUUUAGUUUAGAUUUUGUUUUUUCAAGCAUGCUUUGUUCACAUAGCAUGUGUUUGUAGAUAAGCACCCUAACCGUUGGCUUGGAUCACUGUAAUAUCAUUGAAAGCCAGCAAAACAGUGUUAAUGCUGAAGGUGAAAUAUCAGUCAUAGAAUGCUAACAAACAGUUCAGUUGAUGUGAGGAAAUGAAAGGUUAGUUUCUGUACUGGAAGGAAAAACAAAACCACUAACUAAAGAAUGCUCAAGAGAGACAAGCUUUGGGGAGAGAGGGCCAGGGAAGUGAAAGGACAAGAGAGGGCUAGAACUCAACCCCAAUGUCAUGCCUUGCCUUGUUUGUAAACAAUGGUUAAAACAAGCCUGAGCUUGCUGGGUUGGGACAUCCCAGCAAAUCCCAGCUAGUUCUAAUUCAAUUGGAAACCUUCCUCCUCUCAUGUGUGAAGGGAAGAGAGGAGUGUAUGAAAAGAGGCAGGACAAAAGCAAAACAUUUGAUAGAUGGCAAUAUCCCUUCCAUAUUUUAAAAUAAAAUUAUGUGAAAUGAA